GGCGCUAACAGGCACACCACCGCAAAGGAAGCGGCUCCUUCACGGUGUUAGAAAACCUCCGUCCCUCACGACUCCCGAGGAAAAGCUGCAUCAGCUGUUUCGCUGCUGUCCCGGAUCAGACGUCCCGCUGCGGCUUCAGCUGAACUUCAGCCUUCGCAGGGUUAAUUAUUGCUUCAUAUAAUCAGAGUCGGCGAACAUCAGUGCACGCUGUCACUUACACGGUGUGAGUCCGCAUCGCCUGCGUUAACUUUUCUGCACCGACCACGAGCUGAACAUGAACCCCAGCAGCGGAGCCCGGAGCGGGAAGACUUUCCUCUUCACAUCCGAGUCUGUUGGAGAAGGACACUCUGAUAAAAUGUGCGAUCAGAUCAGUGAUGCUGUGCUCGACGCGUACCUGAGUCAGGACCCUGACUCUAAAGUGGCCUGUGAAUGUGUGGCGAAGACGGGGAUGAUUCUGCUGGUUGGAGAAGUGACAUCUAAGGCCAUAGUGGAUCUGCAGUCAGUCGUCAGAAAUACUGUGCAGAAGAUCGGCUACGACGACUCCUCAAAAGGUUUUGACUAUAAGACCUGCAACGUGCUGGUGGCUCUGGAGCCGCAGUGUGUGGAGAUAUCCGACUGUGUGUUUGAAGGCAGGGAUCAGGAGGACAUCGGAGCAGGGGACCAGGGUUUGAUGUUUGGCUACGCCACAGAUGAGACGGACGAGUGUAUGCCCCUAACCAUCCUCCUGGCGCACAAACUCAACUACAGGAUGAAGGAGCUGUCACGUAACGGAGAGUGUCCCUGGAUACAACCAGACUCCAAGUCCCAGGUCACGGUGGAGUACAGAGACAACAAGGGAGCCAUGGAGCCGCUGCGUGUUCACACUGUGGUCAUCUCCGUCCAGCACAGCCCUACCAUCACCCUGGAGGAGAUCAGGCGCAAUCUGAUGGAGAAAGUGGUGAAGGUCGUCAUUCCUGCCAAGUACCUGGACGACAAGACCAUCUACCAUCUGCUGCCGAGCGGGAAAUUCCUCACGGGAGGCCCACAGGGGGAUGCAGGACUCACAGGACGUAAAAUCAUAGUGGACACCUAUGGAGGAUGGGGCGGGCACGGGGGAGGGGCUUUCUCUGGUAAGGACUACUCCAAAGUGGACCGGUCCGGGGCGUAUGCUGCACGCUGGGUCGCCAAGUCUUUGGUCAAAGCCGGACUGUGCAGGAGAGCCCUCGUCCAGAUCUCCUAUGCCAUCGGCGUGAGCCAUCCGCUCUCCAUCUCAGUGUUUCACUACGGCACAUCGAACAGGGAUGAAGACGAGCUGCUGCAGAUAGUACAGAAGAACUUUGACCUGAGGCCUGGAGUCAUUGUGAAGGAGCUGGGUUUGAAGCGGCCAAUUUACCAAGCCACCGCCUGCUACGGUCACUUUGGCAGAGCGGAGUUCCCCUGGGAAAAACCUAAACCUCUGGCGUUUUGAGUCUGAGCAUCGAGCACAUUCCAGUUGUGUCUUAAUAAUCAGCUG
This is a messenger RNA of Toxotes jaculatrix (banded archerfish), 1492 nucleotides long. RefSeq names its product methionine adenosyltransferase II, alpha-like (gene mat2al). The record is from RefSeq and is a predicted model, not a curated record. The coding region runs from base 275 to 1447 and encodes 390 amino acids. Gene Ontology annotation, molecular function: ATP binding; methionine adenosyltransferase activity. The transcript is spliced from 9 exons. NCBI's taxonomy places the organism in Eukaryota, Metazoa, Chordata, Actinopteri, Toxotidae. Gene Ontology annotation, cellular component: methionine adenosyltransferase complex; cytosol. Gene Ontology annotation, biological process: S-adenosylmethionine biosynthetic process.